Vidua chalybeata is the source of this 3654-nucleotide messenger RNA. It is a transcript of the gene DNAJC18, whose product is annotated as DnaJ heat shock protein family (Hsp40) member C18. Gene Ontology annotation, cellular component: endoplasmic reticulum membrane. The record is from RefSeq and is a predicted model, not a curated record. Gene Ontology annotation, molecular function: Hsp70 protein binding. NCBI's taxonomy places the organism in Eukaryota, Metazoa, Chordata, Aves, Passeriformes, Viduidae. Bases 1 to 1278 code for a protein of 425 amino acids. Gene Ontology annotation, biological process: cellular response to misfolded protein. The transcript has 7 exons.
AUGGACAUCAGGGAAAGGUUCUUCCCCAGAGGGUGCUGGCACUGCCCAGGCUCCCCAGGGAAUAGGCACGGCCCGAGGCUGCCAGAGCUCCAGGAGCCUUUGGACACCAGGGGUGCACAGGGGGAUUGUUGGGGGGUCUGUGCAGGGCCAGGAGCUGGACUGGAUGAUCCUGGUGGAUCCCUUCGUGCUCGGGACAUUCCACAAUUCCAUAACUCCACAAUUCCACCAUUCCACGAGUCCCGCUCCCCUCAGAACCCCUUAAUGACGUCACCGCCCUUCGCCGUGACGUCACGCGCCGCCGGGUCCGCUCCCAGCAGCCCCCGCGCACAAGAUGGCGGCGCGGGGCGGCGGGCGGUGAGCGCGGGGCGGCAGCGGCCGCGGGCCGACAUGACCUACACGGCCGAGCAGCUGGACGGGGUGCAGCGGAUCAAGCGAUGCCGGGAUUACUACGAGAUCCUGGGCGUGAGCCGGGACGCCGGCGAGGAGGAGCUGAAGCGGGCGUACCGCAGGCUGGCCCUCAAGUUCCACCCGGACAAGAACCGCGCGCCCGGAGCCACCGAGGCCUUCAAAGCAAUAGGCAAUGCCUUUGCAGUUCUGAGCAACCCUGAGAAACGGCUCCGCUACGAUGAACUCGGGAGUGACCACGAGCAUGUCAGCACUGGCCAGGCCAGGCACUACAAUUACUACACAGAAUUCGAAGCAGACAUCACACCAGAAGAAAUAUUCAAUGUGUUUUUUGGUGGGCACUUCCCUACAGGGAAUAUCCACAUGUUCUCCAAUGUAGCCAGAGAUGCUCACUAUUACCCACGGAGGCACCGGGCUGAGAGGGCAUGGACACAGGAGCCAGAGGAGGAGGAGCACAGGCCACAGAAUUCAUACUCUGCAUUUAUCCAGUUGAUGCCGGUUUUCAUCAUCAUAAUAGUGUCAGUUAUAACCCAGCUGAUGGCCACCAACCCACCCUACAGCUUAUUCUACAAAUCGUCCAUAGGCCACGUUGUCAGCAGAGAAACAGAGAACUUGCAGGUGCCUUACUACGUUGAUAAAAACUUUGAAAAGAAUUAUCAAGGAGCAGAACUUCAAGAGCUUGAGAAAACAGUUGAGAAAGAUUACAUAGACUAUAUUCAGACCAGCUGCUGGAAGGAGAAACAGCAAAAGUCUGAUUUGUCCAAUUUGGCCAAGCUCUACAGAGAUGAGCGGUUAAAACAGAAAGCAGAGUCCCUGAAACUUGAGCACUGUGAGAAGCUCUCCAGUCUGAUUGGGAUGCAUAAAGGGGGCUGACCGGGACAUACACGUUCCAUACUUUUAUUUAUUGGUGUUUUAACUUAUGUUUUUAUUUUCCUCCAUGUGAAAAGGAAGGAGUCUGUUGUAAAGAGUCUGGAUAUUGGAGUCCUUCUGUAGGCAGUGCAGAGAGGGGCCGGCACGAGCUGCAGGGCUGCUGUUUGCUGUAAUAUAUCCUGUACAUUAGAUUUGGUUCCUAGGACCAGUGGCACUUUGUAAAUUCAUUUUCCAGGACACACUCUGAGCUCGGACCCCAGCUGCGUGGGUGGUUUGUCUGCCAUCCAGGCUGUGUGUGCUUCCCAGGAGAGCAGGCUCCUCUCUGCUUCCCGUGUUUCCUGUGGAUCUGCAGCUCUGGAUCCCCGCACAGCGCCGUGCUCGGGGCUGGGUGUCACCUUCCCCUGUCCCUCCGGGCUGUGCCACAGAGCUGGGGUGGUUCCAGUGCAGGAGGGACAGUCCCUGCCUGAGGGGGGCCCCGAGCACAUUCCCAGCUCUCCCACUGUCCCAGGGAUCAGGCCAGUGCUGCUCCAAGGGAGGGCUGUGCCCGUCCUGACACCAGCAUGGGGGUCUGGGAAUUGUACCCAUCCCAGUGUCUGCCAGACUGCUGGGAAAGCAGAACUCUGCUCAUUCCCUCCUCUGUUUCCAGUGGCAUAUUUUGAAGCUGGCUGUUCCAUUCUGGUUUUUAUCUGCACACUCCCCCAGCUCUCCCAGGAUCCUGCAUUUUCCGGUACAGUUCUCAUGUAGCAUAUUUUUACUCUGUUGAGCAACUAUGAAUGUUUCACUAUAGACAUGAUAUUGCAGAGAAAAAGAUCCAUGUGGCAAUGUCCUGUUUUUUCUUGAUCCUCCUUCACACAGCCAGGCCUUGAAGGGCAGGUUGAUGCUGGGUUGUCCUGGUGAGCAGCAGACCAGUGUUAGACCGGUGUUGCUCCAGCUGAGCACCAUGAACCCCCCGAGGCACUCUGGUGUGUGCCCUGCAUGGAAUGAGCUGCUCUUCCAGGGAGUUCCUGCCCAGGGUGGGGGCUCAGAGCAGCACUGCUCCCCUCUGCCCUGGGAAUGGGAGUCACUGACACCUGAGCAAGGCUCUGCUGUUGCCACGUGCCUGAAACUCGAGUCACACAGGAUGCACAGGUGGCCUUGGCUGAAACCUAAGGAGUAAAUGCUCAAAAGCUUGGGAAAUGUCAGGAUUAAACCUGCCUUUAAAGCUCAGACUGUCCAUGUGCUGGGCACUGGUGCAGUGGUGUAGGAGUCCCACUGGAUGGAACUGGGAAUGUUGGUGCCACAGUGUGUCCCCUCCAUGUCCCUGUCCCAUCCAUACAACCCUAGGAGGUUUGGCAGGAAAGGAAGCUGGGAAAAAACCCUUUUCUGUGGUCUGCAUGAGGAUGAGGGGUUGGUUUGAGGCCCGGUGCUUCUGCACACGAGCCCUAAACAUCCCAGCUGGGAGGAGAACAUGCCAGGGGCAACAACAGUGCUGUGGUUAGAUGUCAUAAAAAGGAAAAAAAAAAUGACACAGUGACUCUGAAUUGCAUUUUUAUGCCCCAUUUGUAGGAAGCUUCGUAGGAAUGUGGGGGAGUUGAGUAGAAUUCUUGGGACACCUGGAACAGGAAAAGCACCGGUGAAAAGGGCAUUUUGAGAGAGUUGGUGUGGAACAUUCUUAGUGCCAGGGUUUAAGGGCAGGAGUGGAUGGUGAUUCCAGGUUGGUGGCUGGCAGCCCUAAUUCUGAUAUUUCCCACUUUUGAGCACAUGAGUGUACAAAAAGUUAAAAUAAUGUUGCUUUUUAUAUAUUAAAUAGCUUGUAGAAUAUAUUAGAAAUCUAUUUAAGUGGUUGGACUUUAUUCCAGGGUUGGGAUCUUCAUUCCUGUAGAGGGAUGCAGGUAGGGGGACCAAAUCCGGCGACUUCCUGGACUCACAAUGUCCUGCACGGAGCUUGAACUCCUCCACAGCAUUUUGCACUGAAACAAGAUUGUACCUUUCAUCCAAAGAGCUCGAGUACUUGAUGGAGACCUCCUGUGGGAAGCACAAUCAGCUAGGAAACGCAGGAGGGAGGUAAAACAUCCCCAAAAGCAAUAAGUGUUCUGUUCCUAGCCAGGGUCAGGGUGCUGUCCUGGUGUGUGCUGUGAGGGAGGGCGUGUGGCUUGAGACCUCCGCGGUGACAAACAGGACAAGUUGUGUUUGUUGGGUGCUCCUCAGGGAAAAGGAGAAUCCUCUCUGGAGCCCCUGAUGUGGAAAUGCAUCGCUGUCCUUCUCCAGAAGGUACUUGCGGUUCUUUGUGGGGCUCUGACGGGAGGAGAGGGUGUUCCUGGGUGCACCAAGCACUUGCACAUGGGUUUGUGUGUGUAUAUAUAUUUAUUUAUUUUUAAAUAAAGACGUGACAUCGCUGUG